AUGGAGGAGCUUGCUGGCCAGAUCAUGCUGGUCACUCAGAAGCUGCACAAUGCUGCUGGUUCUGAGAGGCUAGAAAACCUGCAAAUUGACUCCAACUGCUAUUACUGGAGCCAGCUGAUGCAGUCACAAUUGCAUAGGGGUAGUAGCAGAGCAGCUUCCUGUUUAAAGAGUGAAAUGGAAGCUGUGGACCUGUGGCAGCCCAGCAGUAUCUCCUAUGUAACAGAAGGAACAGUUACUGAUGUCCAUAUUUCUCAAAAUGCUUCCCGAGCCCUGUUAACCUUCUUACAAGAAGCCAACAUCCAGUACAAGAUUCUCAUAGAAGAUCUUCAGAAAGUGCUGGAAAAUGGAAACAGUUUGCCAACCCAGAGAAACAGAAGAUCCCUGUCUGAAUAUAAUUAUGAAGUGUACCACUCCUUAGAAGAAAUUCAGAGUUGGAUGCAUCAUCUGAAUAAAACUCAUUCAGGCCUUAUUCAUAUGUUCUCUAUUGGAAGAUCAUAUGAAGGAAGAUCACUGUUUAUUUUAAAGCUGGGCAGAAAAUCACGAGCUUACAAAAGAGCUGUCUGGAUGGACUGUGGUAUUCAUGCAAGAGAAUGGAUCGGUCCUGCCUUUUGUCAGUGGUUUGUGAGAGAAGCCCUUCUAACAUAUAGGAGUGAUGCAGCCAUGAGAAAAAUGUUAAAACAUCUGUAUUUCUAUAUCAUGCCUGUCUUUAAUGUUGACGGAUACCAUUUUAGCUGGACACAUGAUCGAUUUUGGAGAAAAACAAGGUCAAGGAACUCAAGGUUCCACUGCCGUGGAGUAGAUGCCAAUCGUAACUGGAAAGUGAAGUGGUGUGAUGAAGGGGCCUCUGUGCACCCUUGUGACGAUACCUACUGUGGCCCUUUCCCAGAAUCUGAGCCAGAAGUGAAGGCUGUAGCUAACUUCCUCCGAAAACACAGAAAGCACAUUCAGGCUUACCUCUCCUUUCAUGCAUAUGCUCAGAUGUUGUUGUAUCCCUAUUCUUACAAAUACGCAACAAUCCCCAAUUUUAACUGUGUGGAAUCUGCAGCUUAUAAAGCAGUGAAAGCACUUGGAUCAGUAUAUGGGGUACGAUACAGAUAUGGGCCUGCCUCCAGAACAUUGUAUGUAAGUUCUGGUAGCUCAAUGGAUUGGGCUUACAAAAAUGGAAUACCCUAUGCAUUUGCCUUUGAACUACGUGACACUGGGCAUUUUGGAUUUUUACUCCCAGAGAUGCUCAUCAGACCUACCUGUACAGAGACCAUGCUGGCUGUGAAGAAUAUCACAAUGCACCUGCUAAAAAAGUGUCCUUGAUAGGGCUCCAAGGUCAGGUCAAUAACCAAAGAGAGAGCUGAUUUUCACCAAAGGCUGCUUGGCACUGGGUGGAAAUUGUUUUUAAAGAGAAGGGCAACCUUUUAGAAUGAACAUAUCUAUGGACUUUAAAAGGACUUUGUUAGUGCAAUUGAUACUUUGUAAUAAUACAAAAUGGUAAAAUUUAGGGCAUAGCCUAGUUUGUUAUAAGAAAAAGCAUCUAGCUGGGCAUGGUGGUGCAUACUUGUAAUCCCAGCUACUAAGGAGGCUGAGGCAGGAGGAUUGCAAGUUCAAGGCUAGCUGGGAAACUUAGCAAAAUCUGUUUCAAAAUAAAUUUUUCUUAAAAAGGAUGGAGAAUAUAUCUCAGUGAUAGAGAAUUUGCUUAGCAUGUGUGAGACUCUGGGUUCAAUUCCCAGUGUUGCAAAAGAAAAAGCAUCCAUUUUAUGUCUCUUUAGAGUCUUGAUUACAGGGAAUGUUUUCAAAUUCCUUUGUUUCAAGAAAUGUACAAAUAAAUCAUGGUUUUCCCUUCAAUAAAUGUCAGGCCCUCAUAAGACCUAGUUUACUAAUGAUAUUUAAUUACUUGGUUCUCAUUUGAAAUAGAAAUUUUUGGAAUGGAAUGAACACACAAAUUUUUUAAUAUACCAAACACACAGUCUUUCAAAACCUUAGAUUAUUUGCUUUCUCUUCACCUGGUAUUAGUGUACCAUAUAUCUAUAAAAACACAGCAAAAUAAAACAACUUAUGUUUAGACUCUGAGAAUGCCACUCAAAAAAAUAGAAUAAAUAUUCAUUGAGGUAUCAGACACAGAGUUAGAAUAUUUACACUAACAAUUUCAUUUCUCACAAUACCUAUUUCAGAUAAGGAAAUUGAGGCUUAGAAAGGUAACCUAGCCUUUCAUUUCUAAGAAGAAGACAGGAACAGUAGUAUCUGGACUGCUGGAAAUAACUAAAAUUUAUGGACAAAAUACAAUUUUUUAAAUCAUCUUACAAUCAUCCUACUAUAAACCAAGGAAAUCUCAGGCCAGGCAUUGAGUGAAGAUAGAAACCUAGAAAAGUAAGUGGUACAAUGUUAUCCUAAAAGCAUUUGUCAAACCAGCUAAGUACAAACUUUGAUAUUCAGCAUUUUGAGGAAUGAACAAAGCCCGAAUUCACUUAAAGUUGGGAACUUGAAUAUGAUAUUCUUAUUUCCUACCAGAACUAUGGGUUGUACCUUCCAUGUCAGAAAGGUACCUCAUAUUCCUUUUAAUGGACCCCAGAGAAAACUGACCAUUUCAAAUUUUGGCAAGAGUGGAGUCAAGGGAAAUCACUACUGAGAAUUUGGAACCAUAUAUCAGCCUUCACACAGGUUCAUGGCCCAGAUUCAGACUUUGUAAAUAGUCUGAUAAACCUCUAGCCAAGAAUUUAAUGCAGAUUAAUCCCAGAAUGGUAAUACCCAUAAGCAUUUGGUAAAAGCAAAUGCAAAUCCUCUUAGAGGAUUUAUCUGACCAAGAUGUAUCAUGAACACCACCAGGAUAAAGGAAUAGGCCUAAAAACUUCCAGAGGGAAGAAAGAGACCCCAGACAAAGGAAUGAGGUCUUGAGUAGCACCACCAAACUUGAAGCACCACCAAAACUUGAUGAUGAUCGAAAAAUGCCUUCAGAGUUCUGAGAAAAAAAUCAUACAUACAAAUCUAAACUCAAGGAAACUAUUGAUGGAAAAUGAAGGUAGGCUGUAGGAUAAGUGAGGGCUUCUAUUAUUUACCUUUCUCAGGAAACUCCUAGAGGAUAUGCUCUAUCACAAAGAAAGAGCAAACCAAGAGAAAGAUGUAGAAUCCAAGAAUAGGGUGAAUACAGCACAGGAGAAAGGAAUGGGGAAAAAUAUCAAGAUGAUUGUGAAGGAAAAGAUGCCAAGUGACAACUUCAUGUCAGACUUCUAGAACAACUUGGAGUAGAAGGAGGAGGACUAAAUACUUUUGUGAAUAUGAAAAUAAAAUGUGAAAUGGGGAGAAAAAUAUGCUCAGAGGCAAUUUUUAUUUACAUAGAGAACUGAGCAAUUAAUUCCUAAUAAAAGCACAGAAAACCAAGCAAACAAAAGAAAUGUUUUUAACUGGUGAAAACAAAGAAUUAUAUAUGAGAAGAUAUGGAAUCCUAGUAAUGCUAUGUAUCUUAGCUAUAAAUAAUACUUACAUAGUCAAAAUAAUGUUAUAAAUGUACAGGAAAAAUAGGAAGAAUGAAGUGCAUGUGACAGGAGGUUAUAUAGGAGAGCUAAAUCUUUGUCUUCCAUGGAAGGAAAUCAAUCUCGAACGCUGAAAAAUCAAGAAAUAUCUGUAUAAGAAUGUAGCUUAGAAAUAAGGAAGUAAAUGUGAAAGGAAAGAACUAAAAAGAUCAAAAAUUUGGGGCCUAAUGAAAGAGAAUUGGGAGUGAGAAGAGAUAGA
Ictidomys tridecemlineatus (thirteen-lined ground squirrel) is the source of this 3717-nucleotide messenger RNA. Lineage: Eukaryota; Metazoa; Chordata; Mammalia; Rodentia; Sciuridae. The record is from RefSeq and is a predicted model, not a curated record.